AUGAAAGCUAACACCCAGCAGUUCCAAACCUUCGACUAUACACUUGACGAUGAAACAGUCCAAGAAAUCGUUUCGAAAUUCACAAAUAGAAACCCUUCAGUCGACAAACUUCCAGCACUCCGCAAGCCUUUUAAGAUUGACUCUUCUCUAAUCCAAGUAAAAAUAAUUAGGCAGCUGAAUAUGAAGCCAAAGUAUGGCUAGAACGUCGAAUUCCAGCCCAGCAGGUAAAGCACCAAACCCUUGAAGACUUAUUGCGAGCUCUUUUCAGUGCCUUAUCAGUUGAUGAGAACGGAAAAGUCAAUGGUUUACGCAUUGUUGAGCAGCUAAUUUCUCUUGGCCUCGCUUCAGAGCCUGCUUCUUUAAUCAAAGUACACCUUAUAUAGAUUUUAUGUGCUGCUUUUAAAGAGCCAAACAUAAAUAAGCUGACUUUAUCGCUCCAUGAUAUGAUGCUAUUUUGUUCAGGUGACCGUAGGACUGACUAUAUUUUGGAAAAAUUAAAUUUUUAUGCUGAAAAUUACCGUUCCCCGUCCCCAAUUCUCCACUCAAACCUAAUCCUCCCUAACGCUCCUUCUAUUUUUGCUAGACCUAUUUCAAUGGAGCCUCCAAAGCGAAAACACGCGAUAUCUCAUACAGCCAGGACCCAAAGCGUCACUAAAAAGAAAAAUUUGACGAUGGCAGACCAUUUAAAUAUCGUAAAUGAAUGGUGGAAAGAAAUUGAUAAUAAAAACGAAGGGUUUGUGGACAGUGAAGAAGUCGCGAUUAAAUUAAUAGAAAAAAGGAUAGUUGCUAACAGCUUAGAAGCUAAAAAACUAGUUGGCCCUGGGGAAAGCAAAACUGGGAAGGCAAAUUAUCAGCAGUUUCAGCAGAUUUUUGCAAGAAGUAUGCUGAAAGGGUCGUUAUUAAGCUUGGCUGACAGACUGUCAGAAGGCCCGCUUGCGAAGCCUUUUUUUACAGCUGCCAUGAAGCUGUCUGCUUAUAAGAGAAAAUUAUUGAUCGCCAGAAUCAAGCCAAAUGAAGCAAAUAUUACUCAAGAAGAAGGCGAAAAUGCUUUAAAAGCGAUUGAAAAAUAUAAAAGAUACGUCAGGUCAAUAUCCCCAACUAAAUAA
Molecule: messenger RNA, 1106 nt
Organism: Blepharisma stoltei
Lineage: Eukaryota; Ciliophora; Heterotrichea; Heterotrichida; Blepharismidae
Source: the annotation of a GenBank genome assembly